Messenger RNA from Athene cunicularia (burrowing owl), 3830 nucleotides. It is a transcript of the gene GYG2, whose product is annotated as glycogenin 2. Lineage: Eukaryota; Metazoa; Chordata; Aves; Strigiformes; Strigidae. The coding region runs from base 458 to 1609 and encodes 383 amino acids. Gene Ontology annotation, molecular function: glycosyltransferase activity. The record is from RefSeq and is a predicted model, not a curated record. Gene Ontology annotation, cellular component: cytoplasm. The transcript has 9 exons.
UUGGCAAAUUUGAGUUGUUACUCUAGGAACCACACCUAAAGCACAUUUAUCCUUUCUCUGCCUAUCAAAAGAAAGACUACAAUAUGUUUAAAGCUAUGUCUGGUGGAUUAUGGAAAAAACCUUACCCUACUUGUCUUGAAGCUGGCAGGUGCACAUAGUUCAUUCAGUAUGCGUUAUUACGAGUCACUCCUGAUUCUCAGUGGGUAGCUGGUGUUUGUUCAUUCCCUCUCUUCUUUGAACAUCAAAGUGAGCACCACCCUGUCUGCUUGCUGGUGUGGAUUCUAAGUAAAGCUUUUAGCUGCCCUGGAAUUGGUUUUCAGGCCUGUUGAAGAAUUUUCCCUCUGGCAGUGUCAGAGGUACUACUGCUGUAAUAACAGAUCAAGCCUUUGUGACCCUUGCUACCAAUGAUGUGUAUUGUCAAGGCGCUCUGGUUCUUGGACAGUCAUUGAGGAACCAUAUGACAUCUAGAAAACUGGCAGUUCUAACUACACCAGAGGUUUCCAGUGGGAUGAGGUCCAUCCUCCACAGCGUAUUUGAUGAAGUCGUAGAGGUAGAUGCACUUGACAGUGCUGACUCAGUCCGUUUGGCUCUGAUGCAGAGGCCAGAACUGGGUGUAACCUUCACUAAGCUUCACUGUUGGACUCUUACUCAUUAUAGCAAAUGUGUCUUCAUGGAUGCGGACACUUUGGUGCUUUGCAAUGUUGAUGAAUUGUUUGACCGAGAAGAGUUUUCAGCAGCUCCUGAUUCUGGCUGGCCUGACUGCUUUAACAGUGGUGUAUUUGUGUUCCGACCUUCUUUGAAAACUUACAAUUUACUGCUCCGCUUUGCUGCAGAACAUGGCAGCUUUGAUGGAGGUGAUCAAGGCUUGUUGAAUAGCUUCUUCAGCAACUGGGCAACAGCAGAUAUUGGCAAACACUUACCUUUCCUCUAUAACUUAAGCAGCAGUGCUGUAUACACAUACAUUCCUGCUUUCAAUCAUUUUGGUAGAGAUGCCAAAGUUGUUCACUUCUUGGGAGCGACAAAGCCGUGGAACUACAAAUAUAACCCUCAAACAAAGACGGUUAUGCAGGAUGGCACCACCUCUGGAUCUUUUCAUCAGCUGCCAUUUCUUGCCCUGUGGUGGAAUAUAUACAGUGCCAGUGUGUUGCCUUUGUUAGAAAAACUUCAAAAGGUAGAAUCAGAAUCUGAGGAAUAUAAGCACGCUUUCAAUGGAGUUGAAAUUACACUGAAGAAGGCCAGUCCUGUGACCAAUUCACGGCAAAUGCCUGUGCUUCAAGAGCAGACAUAUGAAAUACAUCCCACAGCAUAUUCACCUGACGAAUUCACUUUCAAAGCUCAACCUGUAUAUGAAGUUGAACAAAGCGGUUCUGACGUCUAUCUCUCUGAGCCUGACAGAACUUCAGAACAACCUGUAUUUCAUCCUGCGUUUCAGGAAACCUCAGAACUGAACGAGGUCGCACAUUCUAUUUCAGAGCUGACUAUUCACUUCAAACCAGAAGAAUCAAGUCCAGAAGAUGAACGAAGAAAAUGGGAGGAGGGGCGCAUAGACUAUAGGGGGAAAGAUGCUUUUGAACGUAUCAAAAAGAAAUUGGAUGCAUUUUUACAUUAAGAUGGAGUGUACUCACGAUUUAUGUUUCUUCUAGAAAUGCAGUCCUUGAAUACUUGGCUAUCUUCAUAGUUUAUUUGACGCCAAAGUUGAAGAGAUAGAUAUCGACCCUCAUAUAUUUUUUGGGAAAACUAACAGAUACAGACCCUUGUUUUUUAACUGUUAAGUGUGCCUCAUCUUUAUUGUUACGUGUGUCUCAUCUUCGUUGUUCUCCCAUAGUGCCUUCUGAAGUAUAAUGAAUGGUACCCUCUGAGUUUGAACUCUGAUAUUUAUCACUCUUCCCUGCUCCUCCCCAUAGAAUUCUGCAGAAACAGUCAGGAGUGUGAAACAUGUUGGAAGUUGAGAUUAUUUCAAAAAUACUUUUACCUUUUUCAAGAUGCUAUAAAAAAAUUUAAAACCUUAUUCUUGGAAAUAAGUUAACACUUUUCAAGAACAACCAUAGUGUAGACUUCAAUAAGAGAAAAAAGUGAGGAGAUGACAUCCUGGCUUCACAGGAGCUUACAACAAAACUUUUUAAUUUAACUAUACUUAGGAUUAGAGGAAAUUCAGACUUCAUCGGAGAUCACUAGUGGAUAUUCUCCCUAUUUAUAUAAUAGGAAGCUGCUCAGCUUCAUCACCAGCGUAAUGAAGAGUGGUGUAAAACUCUUAAGAUGACUGAUAAUGUUUGUUAACUUUUUCUAUUGUUGCUAUAGGAUAGUGUUGGUUUUUUAAUUAUUGUUAGCUGUACUUGCAUAUUCAGAGUUGCAACUGCUGACAUUAUGGUGUAAACCUUCUGGUGCUUUAUAUCAAUAUGUUUUACAGUACUUCAAACUGCAGUUAACAAAGGCAUUCUUCUCCUUUACAUGGUUGCCCCAUAUUGCAAGCAGUUUGAAUGCAACUGAAAACACAAUUGGCACUUGUUUUAGUAAAGAGGCCCUUUGAAGAUCUUUUAAACAAUAUCUGUGUGUGGGAACUAAUAAAUCUGUGAGUGUAGUUCCAGAAAAAUCUACUGAUGAGACUCCAUUAUAUUAAAGAUACUUAUGGGGGAUUGUUUUGUGAAUGUGGGUAUUUGAAUUUGACUAAUCUCAGGACAGAGAAACACUCUGAAAUAAAGAAGCUUGACAGGCAUGCUAAUAUGAUAACAGAUUUGACAGUUAUUCAUAAUGCUACUCAGUAUUAAAAUGAGAAUUCUGCAGUGCUGAUGCCGGACUCGAAGCAUGUUUCAGUGUUAAUAUGUCACCAAUUUUGGUAGAUAAAGCUAAUGAAAUAACUUGGGAAUUCUGUUUAAAAAGCAAUGAUGUAACAUUAUGCAUCAGAGGGAUUGCCAUAGCUGCUAGUAGAGGAAAAGGCAGGGUAGGAGAGAAGGAACCUUUAUUUCUUUUUCCUCUAUCAAAAAGGAUGGGAGUGGAAUAACUUGCACAAAUUUGGAAAGGAAUGAAAGAAUCAAAAGGUCCCUUAAAGGAAGAAAAAUUAUCUUCGAGUAUUUUAGAAUUACUUUCUAAUAUUCACAAUAGUGGAUUCCUUUUUACUUUUGUCUGAUAUUUCUGAUUUUAUCUAGUUGUUUAUUUCUCAUUUAUUCUAAGCACUUCUAAAGCAGGAAUCUCUUUGGUGGGUCUGCUGAAUUCAAGCUCCUAUUUCAAGUUAGAUGUUUAGGGUCCCUGAAGUUAAAGAGAGAGAUGUCCAGAAGAUGUUUCUUCUGAAUUUCUCCAUCGAUCACAAAGGGAUCCUCAAUAGCCUGCCUCUCCCAGGGAGGUAACUUUCACAUGUUAACACCGGUACGUGUGUUCUGCCUCUUGCUGUGCGUGGCCCCACUCAACACUAUGUGGAGAUUGCAGCAGCUGCAGCACACUCUUACUCAUGUGGCUUUUGAUCUGCUGAUUAUCCCUGUUUCUUAGUGAACUUGUGCACUUCUGAGAAAGUUCUCUGUUUUAUAAACAUUACUGCUAAUAUAAUUCAGUUUUAGUUGACUACAGUUUCAUAUAGUCUUCAGUGUGAACUCAUGCUUCUAUGCAGCUGUACUUUUUACACUAACUACUAGAUCUUACUGGGCACAUUAAUGACAUUAUGGGAUAAAAAUUACUGUCAUGAAAUCAGUAACUGAAAAGCUUUAAAAUAGGCAUGUGAAUGUAGUAAAAGGAGCUGUCAUAGAGUACAUUUGAAAGUGCGAAUAUGUAAAAUGGUACUGUGUGUGGAUUAUACAAUGUUUUGCAAAGAAAUGUAGUGCAUUAAUGUCAUGAAAAUAAAA